CCGUACCCUCCUCCACACCCCCUUCCUUCCUCGCCCCCUCCCUCUUCUCUGCACCCCGGCUCUGGCUUGAUAUAAAAGGCGGGAGAAAGGGCCAGACCGGCAGCUCGGAGUUUCAGCACCAUGGAGAGCGCCCGCCUGCGCCUGCUGCCUUUCGUGGCUGCCGCCCUGCUGCUGCUGCUACCUCUGCUGGGCGCGCGAGCCCAAGAGGACGCCGAGCUCCAGCCGCGAGCUCUGGACUUCUACUCCACCAUGGAGGACCCCUCCCAUGAGAAGGAACUGAUUGAAGCCCUGCAGGAAGUCCUGAAGAAGCUGAAGAGUAAACGCAUUCCCGUCUAUGAAAAGAAAUAUGGGCAAGUCCCCAUGUGUGACGCAGGUGAGCAGUGCGCAGUGCGUAAGGGAGCCAGGAUCGGCAAGCUGUGUGACUGUCCGCGAGGAACCUCCUGCAACUCCUUCCUCCUGAAGUGCUUAUGAGUGACCAGCUCUCCUCCAGAGACCCCUGCGGCCUCUGCAUCCCUCUGCCCCCCCCCCCAGGAGGACCGCUUCUUCAUUCCUGGAGUUUGGCUUUAGCAACAAGGUUGCAUCCCCCUCCCCCCGCAAUUUCCAAAUAAAAGAAUACCUUAUUGUUACUAUGUGAAGGAUGAUGCCUUGCCUUGUACGGUGUUGAUCAGUGAAAAGUAGUCUUUCCUUCUAUUACGUCUGAUAAACUCCUGUACCUCUGUGUAAAGGGGAAUUGUCCUUCGAACAGGGCGUUUUGGUGUGUGGCCUGGCAGGAUGAAAUUCAGCGCUUGUUAAUCUUGGUAGAGGACAUCACAACCGGAAAAAGCAAAUUACCCCCAAGCAACACAAAUUGAAGCAUGUACAAAUGAUACCUAAUAAAGUGUUUUUAUGAAUUGCUCA
This is a messenger RNA of Suncus etruscus (white-toothed pygmy shrew), 897 nucleotides long. RefSeq names its product CART prepropeptide (gene CARTPT). NCBI's taxonomy places the organism in Eukaryota, Metazoa, Chordata, Mammalia, Eulipotyphla, Soricidae. Gene Ontology annotation, molecular function: neuropeptide hormone activity. Bases 121 to 471 code for a protein of 116 amino acids. Gene Ontology annotation, biological process: negative regulation of appetite; cellular response to starvation; G protein-coupled receptor signaling pathway. The transcript is spliced from 3 exons. The record is from RefSeq and is a predicted model, not a curated record.